AUGGCUGGUCCCAACGGCAAAGGCGGUCGCAACCCCAAAAAGAAGAAGAAAAAGAAGACUUCUCCGUCGAAUCGACUCGUUGACGGGGAUUCUUCCGUCCCGCAAAACGCAGUGACUGUGAAUAGUACCAUUCCGACGAAUACGAUCACGACGAACGGUACUUCCGAGGCGGCCACGGACUGGUACCACGCCGCACUCGCUUGCAAAGAACAAGGCAACGCCGUCUUGGCGUCGACCACACCGCUGCACCGGGACCCUACCACUACCAACCACACGAAUCCGAUACAACAAGCGGUAGCGGACUACCAACGAGGCUUGGCGUGCCUGUCCGCCGUGGCCGAUACCCCCGCCGCGGCGACGGAGUGUUGGCGGGAUUUACGCACGCAAUUGCACGGCAACUUGGCCAUUGCCUGGGCCAAGCUUGGUGACUACGAGGCGGUCGAAGCCGCUUGCUCUCUGGUACUGGACAGUCCCACGAGUGCCGCGGAUGUGGCGACCGCCAAACUCUGGUACCGUCGGGGGACGGCGCGGUACGAACGAGGCCGACACGGACCGGAUGACGCUCUCCUACACGCGAGUCACGACGAUUUGCGGCACGCACAAAUUCUACUCGAACAAAUCGACAACAACGCUAGUAAGAGUCACCAUCACAACAAUAGCAACAACACUAUGCAACAGAGCGUACAGAGUGCCAUGCAAAAGACGACACGAGCUUUGGAAGAAUGCGCACGUAUGUGCAACCGAAGUUCCAACUAUUCUUCGAACGGCACUAGCGAAGCGACCGUCGACAUCUCCAUGUCAUUGGCAAACGUUACAGCAGUCCGUCCCGAACGACCCGAUCCGUUGACGCAACGCGACGACGUACGUAAAUUAUUGUUGGCUCGACACUGCGGAUUCGCUCAGCAGCAGCAGCCUCCAUCAUACGGAAACGGCCACGGUCACUGCGCGAGCGAAACAGUCGAAUCCACUGCAGGAGAAGCACUCUUUUUGAUAGAUUGGGACUGGUGGUGUGACUGGUGUUACCACGUCGGCCUUUACGCCACCAACGCUCCACAAAUACAAUACUACAUGGUGCAGGGUGCCGUCUUGCCGGAUGAAGAAGAGGACCGCGAUAUGGAUCAGUCCGACGCGCCUCCCGGUCCCAUUGACAAUACCGCACUCUUCCUCUUGGCACCCCAAGUAUGGCACGCCAAGAAAACUCUUUCUACCGCCCAACACUUUUACAAAACCUGGUAUCUUUCCUACACAACCACGCAUGGCCAUACCACCACUGUAGACGAUAUUGUGCCACCACUCCAACCCCACCUGGUCCGCGGCUAUCACUACGAAUUAUUACCCCGGGAAGUUUACGCCGCGUUGCGUUUGUGGUACGGGGAACUGACACCCAGCAUUUGUCGUCGCGUAUCGGUGUCCCGUCACGUGCCCACGGUACACCUCCAUCCCCAAUCACCAACACUACAACCAGCGACCGGACCAACGUCGUCUUUCUGUUCCGCUUGUUACCGAGCGGGGGCGACCAUGCGUUGCAAACGGUGCAUGUCCGUUUACUACUGUCAGCGCUCGUGUCAAGAAUCGCACUGGCAAUUUCAUAAAGCUCCCUGCAAGCGGUUGGCAGCCACCAACACGGAGGAGACCGUAGGAUCGCCCGUCUUACCGCCGCCAUCGUACGGUCGCGUUGGUUUACAUAAUCUGGGCAAUACUUGUUUCAUGAAUUCCGCCUUGCAAUGUUUGAGUCACGCGACGCCACUGACUCGGUCCUUUCUGUCUAACCUGUACUUGAUCGACGUUAACGUUGACAAUCCCUUGGGGAGCGGUGGGAACCUCGCACACGCCUACGGCGCGGUCUUGAAGGAUCUGUGGAUGAAAUCUAACACGACUUCUCUCAGUCCCACCGCGCUGAAACGAGCAAUCGCCAUGUUCGCCCCGCGUUUUGCCGGAUGCCUGCAACACGACGCACAAGAAUUCCUGGCCUAUUUGUUGGACGGCUUGCACGAAGAUUUGAACCGGGUGCGACAAAAACCGUACGUGGAAAUGCCCGACAUUACUCAAGGGCAAAACAUGGCCGUCGCCGGUGCACGGGCUUGGGAGGCCUUGCGCCGGAGGGAUGAUUCGCUCGUCAUGGAUACCUUUUACGGACAGUUUCGAUCAACCUGUGUCUGUCCACGAUGCCAACGAGUGUCCGUCUCCUUUGACGCUUUUAAUCACGUGAGCUUGCAAAUCCCGACAUCGGUAAACGCAACAAUCUCCGUCGGGGUAUUUGUUAUGGGGGAAAGUGGACGUUGGACAAGAUACGGGGUCAGCCUACCUAGGACCGCCACCACCGCGACUUUGCGAUUGCACUUGACAGAAUUGUGCGGUGGGAAAGAUUUGGCGCGGCUGGUUCUUUUGGAAGUAUUCCACAAUGCCAUUGUUCGUGUCGUAGACGAAACGAAAUCUGUGGGGCAGUUGCAUCCCAACACCGUCCUGGCCGCUUUUGACGUGGAUCCUCUGACGGGCAAUGCUGAUCCAACCUUUCACGUGUGUGCCAGCCACAAGCUACUCCCGGAGGAUGGGGACAACAAUUUGGACCAGCCAGAGCUGUUUGGCUUUCCCUUUAUGAUUUCCUUCUCGGGGAAAACGACGUGUCGGCAAGCCUGGGAACAUCUUUGGUCUAAGGUGCAACAUUUGGUGGCGCACGGAAGCGACGAACCCGACUCGAGUGCCCGCGAUUUACUGCAAAUUCAUCUGCACGAUCACCGGAACCAGCGCCUACCCGUGUUCCCAGUGGCCAAUCUCGAUGUCACCUUGGCGGAGAUGGACAAUGCAAUGGACACCGAAUGCACGUCCGCUCUCCCUCGAGAUUCGGACCUCAGGCUUAUCGACCUUCUGGGCCCCAAAUCCACUGACAACUACAUAUUUUUCUGGCUGGAAUGGCAAGAGAGCCCAGACGUUGUUUUAGGAAGUGUCCCAGGAGAAAAAGGAUUGGAAUCCAGGAUUGAUGAAGAACGAUUUCUAGCUUUUGAAAGUGAUGCGAGCUGGUUGUUAUGCCAGAAGAGGCAGAGAGCACAAAGUUUGGCAAAAGGAGUGACGUUAGACGAGUGUUUCGAAACCUUCAUUCAGCCUGAACGUUUGGAUGACAACAAUAUGUGGUACUGCUCGAAUUGCAAGGAUCACGUUCGAGCCAUGAAGACUAUGGAACUCUGGCGGUUGCCAAAUGUUCUGGUCGUGCACUUGAAGCGCUUCGAGUUCCGCAAUGUGCUGCGGCGAGACAAAUUAGAAACUCUGGUCGAUUUCCCCCUGGAUGGGCUGGACAUGAGCAAGCAUUGCGGGUCGUAUUCGUCCAGGUCGUUUGAAGACGAACACGUUCCGGCCACUUACGAUUUAUUUGCCGUGACGAAUCACUUCGGACGAAUGGGAUUUGGCCAUUACACCGCAUUUGCCCGACGAUGGGACGAAGAGGGCAUCCAUAACGAGCACUGGGCACUCUUUGACGAUUCAAGCGUACAGGAGGUCACCGAUGAGAGGAAUAUAGUGUCAUCCGCAGCAUGGUGGAUCUUUUGCGAAGGGAAUUAA
Molecule: messenger RNA, 3552 nt
Organism: Phaeodactylum tricornutum CCAP 1055/1
Lineage: Eukaryota; Bacillariophyta; Bacillariophyceae; Surirellales; Neidiaceae
Exons: 2
Coding region: 1-3552 (1183 amino acids)
Biological process (GO): protein deubiquitination
Molecular function (GO): cysteine-type deubiquitinase activity; protein binding
Source: RefSeq, a predicted model, not a curated record